This is a messenger RNA of Perkinsus marinus ATCC 50983, 1311 nucleotides long. Its product is annotated as arsenite inducuble RNA associated protein aip-1, putative. Gene Ontology annotation, molecular function: zinc ion binding. The transcript has 14 exons. The record is from RefSeq and is a predicted model, not a curated record. Bases 1 to 1311 code for a protein of 436 amino acids. Gene Ontology annotation, cellular component: cytoplasm. NCBI's taxonomy places the organism in Eukaryota, Perkinsozoa, Perkinsida, Perkinsidae.
AUGUGCGGCAGUUGCUACAACAACGAGAACAUUCUUGACUUACCUGGACUGGAGUUCCUCAUCAAAGCCGACGUCGAUGGCAGGGUACUCUACCGAGCUACUAGUGAUGAUAUAUUUGAAAGAAAAUUCGGAGCUAAACUAGCGGCACAGGUGAAACGAAACAGACAAUCGGAACUUGAUAACUUCGCAUUAUGGGCUCUAGUCACUACGGAGGGAGAAUUGCUGUUACAAUAUGAUGCCCUCGUUACCAAGUUCAGCGCGCUGGCGACUGCUCACAACAAGCUGCAAACUGAAUACUCUACAUUAGAGAUUGAGAUUACUCAUAGGGAUGCUAAGAUUGAACAGCUGACGAAAGAGUAUAGGGCAAUGGAGUCUCGGUACGAGUCGGUUCUACAUCAGUCACAAUUGACUUCAUCUGACUUUCGUAUUCUCUUGGAUCAGAAUCUCGAGCUUAAGCAAGCUUUGCAAGACAAAGCGGGCUCGAUGAGCUUAGAUGAGGGUAUUUCGUCAUUACCGUUGGGCCCUCCUCCGCAUCAACUCGAGGAGACACAAGCAGUCGAUCAGCAUAGCAAGGACCAUUCUCUGUCCGGAGCUCGGACGAUACCGAAGUCAUUUAGAAGCUGGUCUAGCAAGAUGCUGAAGGGGUCUGGCAAGAAGAAAUCAUCACCAGAUUUUGCAGAUCUCGGAGCUCACUGUGCGGAGCGGUACUGUCACCAACAGGAUUUCCUCCCCUUUGAAUGCGAUCGAUGUCAUAAAGAGUUCUGCCUUGACCAUAGGACGUAUGAAGCACACAACUGUCCCUAUCUUGACUCAGCCUCGUAUAAUAAACAACAAGUUAUCAUCUGUCCACUAUGCAGAUCUUCAGUGCACUUGUUACCUGGCGAGACAGAAAACACUGCUUUCGAGCGGCAUUCAAACUCAUCAGCGUGUAAGCCUGAAGACUACAGCAAGCCCCGACUGCAGAAAUGCCCUGUAGAGGGUUGUCGAGAACGUUUGACGGAAGUUAACUCUUACCAGUGUCCUGAAUGCCACGUUAAAGUGUGUCUGAAGCACCGAUAUGAGGACGUUCACCCUUGCAAAGAGUGGAAAUCACGAGGGCUUAGUAAAGCAUCGUAUCGGGGGCCUUCUGGAAAGGCUGUGAAGAGAAGUCCAGUAGUGGGUGGUAACUCUACGAAGGUUGCUGGUGGUCAUGGAAAUAGAGCUGAUCAGUGGCGAUGCCGAAAAUGUUCCUUGAUUAACAAUGGUGAUGUUACGACUUGCGUUGCAUGCGGAUAUACACCAGUGGGACGACAGAACUGCGCUGUACAAUGA